UCCUGAGGGGCGCGGGUCUCCUCGGUGGCGGCAGCCGCGGCGGAGAGGAGGGCGGUGGCGAUGCUGUGGCAGCGGCUGGUGGCCACCGAGUGGGCAACGCUGGCCUGGGAGCUGCUGGGCGCUUCGGUGCUGCUGCUCGCGGUUCGCUGGCUGGUGUGGCGGCUGGAGAGGCGGCCGCGGGGCCUGGGCCAGGACGCGUCUCCCGCCCCGCCACCGCACGCGAUGGUGGACCCGGCACCCGACCCAGGUGAAAUGACAAUGGAUGCCAUCCUCGCUCGACUGAAACUCCUGAAUCCGGAUGACCUCAGAGAGGAAAUUGUCAAGGCCGGAUUGAAAUGUGGACCCAUUACCUCAACUACAAGGUUCGUUUUUGAGAAGAAGUUGGCUCAGGCUCUGUUAGAGUGUGGAAGAACCCCGCCUUCGCACCUUCCCACCCAGACCCCCGUGGGUGCCACAGCUCUCUGCCAGAGCACGCAGAGGCCUUCAAAGUUUGCCGUGGGGAGCCCUCGCGAGCAGGUCAGCUUUCCUGAAGACAGAGAUCUUUGUUACGGUGUGGGCCUGAGUCCUCCGGAGGAAGAUGACCUGGAGUCUCGGACCUGCGCAAUGCCCUGCAGUGCUGUGGCCGGGGUCGGCGGCCCCCAAACUGUGGCGAGGGCCUCUGCUGGGCCGCCUCUGUACUAUGGGGUGUGUCCAGCCUACGAGGAUGCCCCAGCGAGAAAUGAAAGGGUUCACGUUUACGAAGACAAGAAGGAAGCGCUGCAAGCUGCCAAAAUGAUCAGAGGAUCCCGAUUUAAGGCUUUUUCAAGCAGAGAAGAUGCCGAGAGAUUCGCUCGAGGGAUUUGUGAUUAUCUCCCUUCUCCAAGCAAAGCUUCUCUACCGUCUUCUGUGAAAGUAGCGUCACUCUCUAGCAGUGGUGGGUCAAAGGAUGGCUUGUGCUCAUCCGAGUCAGAAACCGUGAACAAAGAACGAGCAAACAGUUAUAAGAAUCCCCGUACACAGGACCUCACUUCCAAACUGCGAAAAGCUGUGGAGCAGGGAGACGAAGACACCUUUUCCAGCCUUGUCUGGAGUAACCCCCGGUAUCUGAUUGGUUCUGGGGACAACCCAACCAUUGUACAGGAGGGAUGUAGGUACAACGUCAUGCAUGUUGCUGCCAGAGAGAAUCAGGCUUCCAUCUGCCAGCUGACUCUUGAGACGCUGGAGAACCCUGAGUUUAUGCAGCUCAUGUACCCUGAUGACUCCCCGGACAUGCUGCAGAAACGCAUUUGUUACAUCCUCGACCUGUACCUGAAUACGCCCGACAAGGGGGGCUACGACACACCGUUGCACUUUGCUUGUAAGUUUGGGAAUGCAGGUGUGGUCAACGUGCUUUCUUCACACCCUUUGAUUGCCAGACGUCCACGGAAUAAAUGUGGUAAAACACCUGAAGACGUUAUUUGUGAAAGAAGCAAAAAUAAAUCCAUGGAACUGAAGGAGCGGAUCAGAGAAUAUUUAAAGGGUCACUACUACGUGCCGCUCCUGAGAGCAGAGGACAUGUCGUCCCCAGUGAUCGGGGAGCUGUGGUCUUCAGACCAGACGGCCAAGGCCUUUCACAUCAGCCACGGUGGAAGCAGCCCUAGGGACCCCGUUAUGACCCUGAGAGCCUUCGCAGGGCCCCUGAGUCCAGCCAAGGCAGAAGGUUUUCGCAGACUCUGGAAAACCCCGCCUCGAGAGAAGGCGGGCUUCUUUCACGAUGUCAAGAAGUCGGACCCAGAAAGAGGCAUGGAGAGAGCGGGCAGGGACCUGGCCCACGACCUGGGGUACCCCUGGGUCGAGUACUGGGACUUCCUGGGCUGCUUUGUCGACCUGUCUUCCCAGGAAGGCCUGCAGAAACUGGAGGAAUAUCUCACGCGGCAGGAAAUGGGCAGAGGGUCCCAGCGAGACACAGGAGAAAAUGAAGCCCGUGUUCGGGAGAACCCCUCUGCCUUGGGCCGCCGUGGGAAGUGCAGCGACUCCACCUCUGGGGAGGCCUUUCUGAGUGAAGACAAUGUCAUGAGCUUGGAAGAGGUUAAAAAUCGACAGAACACAGCUCGAAACAACAGCCAGCCCACAGUGGAGGCUUUGGGAGACUUGGGGUGCAACAUCCUUCCUUUGGAGCAGAGGACCUGUCCCCCCAACAGGAAUGGGUGCUGCAGCCCCCUGAGUGGCAGCAAGAUCCCGGGUGGGAAGAGGACAAAGGCCACGAGCGGGGAGGAGGCCCUCCCGUCGCCUGUCCGCAGCUUGGCGGUGGAGUUCAAUAAGCUCCACUUGCAGAAUCUAGGGAGUGGCCCUUCUGAGACACCAAAUGAAAGUGUGAACACGAGAGAUGAGAAGAUCCUGACAUCAGGAGCGGAUGCAAUGGACAGGGACGCGUCAGAGCCUCCUGCUGCCAGCAGACUCGGAAACAGCCAGGCGAGGACAGACAGCGAGAUGUCGACAGGGAUCGCCAACCUGUGCCUGGGUCCCCACAGUCCUGGACACAAGGCCCAGCACAGCUGCACUUCUGCGCCCUCGGAGCCCGCAGAGGCCCCCACCAUGGAGGAGCCUGUCUGGAGGCUCUUCCUUUUUGGCGAGGAGCCAUCUAAGCUGGACCGGGACGUGCUGGCAGCUCUGGAGUGUGCACACGUGGACCCUCAGCAGCACCCUGCCGUGCACAGGUGGAGGAGCGCCGUCCUGCACUACCCGCCCUCUGCCAGACAGAGCUGGCCAAGCCCUGCGGUAAAAGGGAAGCCGACGUCUCAGCAGCCAGACCUCAGUCGCCCUCCCAGCUGCAGCCCAGGGAGAAGUGGUCCCUCAGGAGGCAGCCCCAGGAGGCCGGGACUGGCCCCCCACUCGCCCUGCCUGGGCAGCCCUGGGCGCUACAGCCCUGCCAACGAGGGCCACUUGCGCAGGAUGGUGCCCUUGGCCUAGCUCGCAUCCUUGUAGGGCUGGGGCUCACUGCGCGGCUCUUGCUUUAUUUUUAAAGAAAGAAGGAUAACGUGUAUGUUGCUAAAAUUCACCAAAAAAAGGAUAUAUUCUGAUUAAUUUAUUAAUCAUUUUGAGAGUAAAAGUAUUUUAGAAAAUGUGUAUGUUCUGUAUAAAAUUUAUGUAUCUGGUACUUUGGGAGAAGUUGGUGAAAGCAGACUCAGGUACCAGAUUUUGGAAUCUGUCAGUGUGGCAGUGACCCAGACGUGGUUACUGUCCUGGUUGCAUGUGUGACUGCCUGGGAGCCAAGGCCACCUGUGCUCCCACAGACCACCACCCGUGCCUGGAGGUGGGGUCGGCCGCGCCAGGAGCUGCCCCCUGCUGGAGCCACCUUACUGCAGCUCAGUUCUGGACACUGAGGUGAAUUGUGUCCACCUUCCUUUUCUGGGGUGGGGGAGUUACUUUGGGGUUCCCCUUGAUUGGACAGAGGUACAGCUGCUUUCUCAGACCCAGCCAGGGGCCCUGGGAGGCCUGCGUGCGCCACCAGGCCUGGGCAGCGGCCCCGAGCAGUGUGCUGUGCCCCGGCUCGGAGCCCGCCUGCCUCUGUUGCCAGGCAGGGCACACAGUUGUUUCCUGGCUUUGAAGUGAUCUCAUGUUUCAGAAUUUACUCAGAAUAUUUUGGAACUUGCUCCAGUUGGAUUUCUGUUAUAAAAGCAUCACAUUUUAGUACAGAAACUAGAGGUUGACUUCUGAGGGGGUUGAGACUGGCUCAGUGAUUUGAGUGUGGUUUACUUCAGCCCCGCCCCCGGGGUCUCAGUGCAGACUGUGGGAGUCACGCUCCCAGUGCCACACCAGACGCCCAGGGACAGACUCCACAGAGUGACAGGCAGCUGCUCGCAGAGCCGCACUCUGGACGUCCAGGGUGGGAGCCAACUGAAAACUACCAGCACUUUUGCUAACUUCAGUGCCUUUUGUAAAUGAUUUUUAUUUUCCUGGACUUGAUUUUUGAGAAUGUACAGUGAUGCUGAGUAGGCAUGAAGAUUCUUUUUCAUUCAUAAAGACGGCUGUCUUUCAAAUAAAGGUGCAGAUUUAAAAUUUCUAUGAUUACACCAGGUGUUUUCACAUGUAGUAUCGCUGACAAUCUGCGUGAGACAGAAAAUAAUGUUCUGCUGUAAACUCCAGCAGCAUUUUAAAUGGCAUCUUUGUUCUCAGAAGAAAUCAGAGUAGACACAUUCACAGUGCUCAUCUGUCUUUUUCUUACCUUACUGCCCUGUGUGUUGCUGUAAAUAUUCAGAUGGACAUUAAAGGAGUGCUCUGCCCUAA
Molecule: messenger RNA, 4245 nt
Organism: Phyllostomus discolor (pale spear-nosed bat)
Lineage: Eukaryota; Metazoa; Chordata; Mammalia; Chiroptera; Phyllostomidae
Gene: ANKLE2
Product: ankyrin repeat and LEM domain containing 2
Exons: 13
Coding region: 61-2928 (955 amino acids)
Biological process (GO): negative regulation of phosphorylation
Cellular component (GO): endoplasmic reticulum
Molecular function (GO): protein phosphatase 2A binding
Source: RefSeq, a predicted model, not a curated record